GCCAGUUCCGGGCGGCGGCGGCAGCGGCGGCAAGAUGGUGCUGCUGCACGUGCUGUUCGAGCACGCGGCCGGGUACGCGCUGUUCGCCGUGCGGGAGGUGGAGGAGAUCAGCCUGCUGCUGCCGCAGGUGGAGCAGAGCGUCCUGACCCUCGGCAAGUUCCUCAACGUGGUGAAGCUCGUGGCCUUCUCCCCCUUCAAGUCUGCCCAGAGCGCCCUGGAGAACAUCAACGCUGUCUCCGAGGGGAUUCUCCAUGAGGACCUGAGGCUGCUGCUGGAGACCUCCAUGCCCGCCAAGAAGAAGAAGGUGCUGCUGGGGGUGGCCGACCCCAAGAUGGGGGCAGCCAUCCUGGAGGAGCUGGGCUUCCAGUGCCAGACCGGGGGGGUGGUGGCCGAGCUCCUGCGGGGGAUCCGGCUGCACUUCCACGCGCUGGUGAAGGGCCUGACAGCCCAGUCGGCCUCCAAGGCCCAGCUGGGCCUGGGGCACAGCUACUCCCGGGCCAAGGUCAAGUUCAACGUCAACCGGGUGGACAACAUGAUCAUCCAGUCCAUCAGCCUGCUGGACCAGCUGGACAAGGACAUCAACACCUUCUCCAUGCGCGUACGGGAGUGGUACGGGUACCACUUCCCCGAGCUGAUCAAGAUCGUCCCCGAGAACUUCAGCUACUGCCGCCUGGCCAAGUUCAUCGGGAACCGCAAGGAGCUGAGCGAGGAGAGCCUGGAGGGGCUGGAGGAGAUCGUCAUGGACAGCGCCAAGGCCCAGGCCAUCCUGGAGGCCUCGCGCUCCUCCAUGGGGAUGGACAUUUCCCCCCUGGACCUCAUCAACAUCGAGAGCUUCUCCAGCCGCGUCAUCUCGCUCUCCCAGUACCGGCAGGGCCUGCAGGAGUAUCUGCGCUCCAAGAUGAGCCAGGUGGCUCCCAGCCUCUCGGCGCUCAUCGGGGAGGUGGUGGGUGCCCGCCUCAUCUCCCACGCUGGCAGCCUGACCAACCUGGCCAAGUACCCGGCCUCGACGGUGCAGAUCCUGGGGGCAGAGAAGGCCCUGUUCAGGGCACUGAAGACCCGGGGAAACACCCCCAAGUACGGUCUCAUCUUCCACUCCACCUUCAUCGGGCGGGCGGCCGCCAAGAACAAGGGCCGGAUCUCCCGGUACUUGGCCAACAAGUGCACCAUCGCCUCCCGCAUCGACUGCUUCUCAGAAGUCCCCACCAGUGUCUUUGGGGACAAGCUGCGGGAGCAGGUGGAGGAGCGCUUGGCCUUCUACGAGACCGGGGAGCCACCCCGCAAGAACCUGGAGGUGAUGAAGGAGGCGGUGGUGGAGGCGAGCGAGGUGGUGGCUGAGGUCAAGAGGAGGCAGGAGAAGAAGGAGAAGAAGAAGAAGAAACGUGAGAAGCGGCGGCUGGAGGCUCUGGCUGCGGCUGCAGAGGAGGUGGAGAACUCGGUGGCAGAGGCAGAGGAGAACGACAUCGAGCCCAAGAAGAAGAAGAAAAAGAAGAAGCAGCAGCAGGAAGUGGAAGCUGAGUCGGAGCCAGAGCCCGAGGAGAAUGGGCUGGAGGAAGAGGCUUUGCCCAAGAAGAAAAGGAAACUGAUGGUGGAGGCUGGAGAGGAGGAAGAGGAGAAGAAGAAGAAAAAGAAGAAGAAGAAGGUGGUGGUUGGGGACUCAGAGGAGGACUGAGGCAGCAGAGCUGGAGUCAGGCUGUGCUCCAGCAGGAUGGACUGAUGGACAGGCAGGACGGACUGAGGGACAGGCAGGAGCUCAGCUGGAGCAGCCUCGGGGUUUUGGCACCUCGGGGCUUGGUUGGGCCCCCCUGGCCAGGCCAAGGACCCCCCUGGCCUGGGGGCAGCGCUGGAGCCCCCUGGGCCCCGUCCCGGGGGUGGGUCGGGCUGUGUGUGCAGAGUCUGUCCCGGCCCGGGGAGGGGCGGGGGUGGAGCCCCCCACGUGUGACCCCGCCCCAAUAAAGGGCAGCGGUUGUUGA
Apus apus (common swift) is the source of this 1970-nucleotide messenger RNA. RefSeq names its product NOP56 ribonucleoprotein (gene NOP56). Gene Ontology annotation, cellular component: small-subunit processome; box C/D methylation guide snoRNP complex. The coding region runs from base 35 to 1669 and encodes 544 amino acids. Gene Ontology annotation, molecular function: snoRNA binding. NCBI's taxonomy places the organism in Eukaryota, Metazoa, Chordata, Aves, Apodiformes, Apodidae. The transcript has 12 exons. The record is from RefSeq and is a predicted model, not a curated record.